CCCCAACCCCACCUCCCUUUCCCACCCCGCGAUGGCGGAAGAAACUCCGCAGAACAGAUUGGCCGCAGCCAAGAAAAAGUUAAAAGAAUAUUGGCAGAGAAAUUCUGUUCCAGCAGAAGCAAAGAGGAACAGGAAAACAAAUGGCAGUAGCCCUGAGACAUCCACUUCUGCUGGUUGCCACUCACCUCGGGAUCCGGCAACAGGUAUCUACGGGGUGGGCCCUACAUCAUGUGCUACCCUGAAGGAUCUGGAGAGUCCGUGCCAAGAACAAGCAGUAGUCCUUGACUCGAGGGCCAUCAAAAUCAGUCGACUGAAUAACACCAUCAAAUCUUUGGAACAACAGAAGAAACAAGUGGAACAUCAGCUGGAAGAAGAAAAGAAGGCAAACAACAAGAAACAGAAAGCUGAAAGGGAGCUAGAGGUUCAAAUCCAGAGAUUGAACAUACAGAAAAAGAAACUAACUAUAGACCUGUAUCACACGAAAUGCUCUCUCAGAUACUUUGAAGAAGAGUCGAAGGAUCUGGCCGGCUGCCUGCAACAUUCAUCGCAGCGUACGGAAGAGUUAGAGCGGGCUCUAUCUGCUGUCACCGCCACACAGAAGAACAAGGUGGACAGGUCCUCGAAGCGCAGUAAAACACUUCUCAAGACACAGUUAAAGCAGUCCUUACAGGAGCGGGCACUGCUGAAAGCGCACGUGACACAGAUGAAGGAGUCGCUGCAACAAGUCCAGCUAGAGAGAGAUGAGUAUGCUGAACAUAUAAAAGGAGAGAGGGCCCGGUGGCAGGAGAGGAUGAGGCAAAUGUCACAGGAGCUUUGGACCUUGAAGAAGGAGAACCAGCAUAAUAUGCAUCGGGUGGAGGAGCUGGAGAGGAGCUUGUCCCAAUUCAACAACCAGAUGGCCGAACCCCUGUCCCCGGAGCCCCCAGCAGUGGCCCCUGAGGAGGAGCUGCAGCACCUGAGGAAGGAAUUAGAGCGAGUGUCAGCAGAGCUCCAGGCCCAGGUGGAAAACCAUCAGCACGUCAGUCUCCUGAACCAGGCACAAAAGGAGAGGCUUCGGGAGCAGGAGGAGAGGCUUCGGAGGCAGGAGGAGAGACUUCAGCAGCUGGCCGAGCCACAGAGUGGCUUCGAGGAGCUGAACAACGAGAACAAGAGCGCACUGCACUUGGAGCAGCAAGUCGAAGGGCUGCAGGAGAAGCUGCGUGAGGUGGAGACAGUAACCUCGACCCACAAGGAGCCAGAGGCAGCGGUCUCAGCCCCAGGGACUGGGGGCGAGUCUGUGAGUGGGGAGACCCCCCGGGCCCUGCAGGAAGUCAUGGAAAAGCUGGAGCGUGGCCUUAUGGAUCUCCUGGAGGAGAAGGCGGACCUGAGGGAGCGUGUGGAGAAACUAGAACAUCAGUUCAUCCAGUACUGGAGGGAGAGAUGCCAUCAGAAAAUUAAGCACCUUAUAACGGAGCCAGAGGGCAGUGCCAAAGAGGCGACGCCAGGAGGAGGUCAUCAUCAGGCUGGCCCAGGACGACGAGAUGAAGGUGGAGCUCCUGGAGCUGCAGGAGAUGCUGUUGCGGCUUGGGUUGACGGCAACAAAGGGCACAGCAAAUUCCUGGCCGCUGCCCAGAACCCAGCUGAUGAGCCCAGUCCAGGAGCCCCACCCCCCCAGGAGCUUGGGGCUGCCGACCAGCAUGGUGAUCUUUGUGAGGUGAACCUCACCGACAGCUCCGGGCCUGCGCAAGGAGAGGCCAGGAAGGGGUCUCCCCAUGACAACCCUACUGCACAGCCCAUCAUGCAGGACCACCAGGAGCACCCAGGCUUGGGCAGCAACCGCUCUGGGCCAUUCUUUUGCUGGGCUUGGCUGCAGAGAAGAAGGAGAUAA
Molecule: messenger RNA, 1867 nt
Organism: Piliocolobus tephrosceles (Ugandan red Colobus)
Lineage: Eukaryota; Metazoa; Chordata; Mammalia; Primates; Cercopithecidae
Product: golgin subfamily A member 8C-like
Exons: 17
Coding region: 32-1867 (611 amino acids)
Biological process (GO): Golgi organization
Cellular component (GO): Golgi cis cisterna; Golgi cisterna membrane; cis-Golgi network
Molecular function (GO): protein binding
Source: RefSeq, a predicted model, not a curated record